AUGCAAUACAUCACCGCAGUGCAGGAGGAAUACGAGGAGGAAGAUGAACCAGAGAAGCUUGCAAUUGCUAAGGUGGGAAGGAAAGAUGCCAAGAAACACCUUGAGCAACUUGUCUCCAACUUGAUGUCCUCAAACAUAGGCCAGACUUUUGGAGCAAUGCUUGAUACUGUUGUCUUCUAG
This is a messenger RNA of Prunus armeniaca (apricot), 180 nucleotides long. The record is from the annotation of a GenBank genome assembly. Lineage: Eukaryota; Viridiplantae; Streptophyta; Magnoliopsida; Rosales; Rosaceae.